Molecule: messenger RNA, 1657 nt
Organism: Drosophila eugracilis
Lineage: Eukaryota; Metazoa; Arthropoda; Insecta; Diptera; Drosophilidae
Gene: Mppe
Product: metallophosphoesterase 1
Exons: 6
Coding region: 382-1455 (357 amino acids)
Biological process (GO): GPI anchor biosynthetic process
Cellular component (GO): endoplasmic reticulum
Molecular function (GO): hydrolase activity
Source: RefSeq, a predicted model, not a curated record
GGCGUUGCCAUACAGCGGUGCCGAAUGAAAGAAGUGCAAACAUUAGAUAAAGAUAAUUGAACAAUUAUUAGCACCUGCAGCCGGCGAACGGUGUAACGGAAUUUCCUGCAUUCAAAAGCUGAUGGCGCGCAUGGCAAAUACAACGCAGGUGAAAUCGUGUGCCCUGAAAUCGGUGAUGCGGCGCUUCUGGCCAGUUGUCUACCGUCCGUUGCAGCAGCUCCACAUUCCCGAAGAUAAAAGCAGACUUACGUAAAUAUUGCAUGGGCAGUGCAUAUUUAAAUAUAGAUUAUAAUAUAGAGGCGCAAUGCAAGGCAUUUGCACUUGCCAGGCAACCAAAAGUAUUAUUGAAGCAAUCCAAACCAAUAUGGAAUAGUCAGGAUUAUGGCUUCCUUACGGGUAGUAAAUAGAAACAGAUUAGUGUGUCGUGGCUUUGUGGCUCUCACUUUGCUGCUGGUCUUUUUCAACGAGUUUAUAGUCUACUACAUGGCCCAGUCUAGUUGGCAACCGAUCGAUUGCAAACUAGAUAACUGCACGCGUUUGCUGCUGGUUGCUGAUCCCCAGAUCCUGGGAAACUCCUACGAUCGAUCAUCGCACAGUCCUUUGGCAAGGUACGAUUCGGAUAGAUAUCUGGCCAAAACCUUCGAGCGAGCCCUGGCCUUUACACAGCCACACAUUAUCGUUUUUCUGGGCGAUCUGCUAGACGAAGGCAACAUAGCUACGGCCCAGGAAUACAAACAGUACGUUCAGCGAUUCAGACGCAUUUACCAAAACAAGAAUUACAAAAAACGCGUCCAUGUGCCGGGUGACAAUGAUAUUGGCGGCGAAAAUGGCGACUACAUAUCCAACUCGAACCAAAGACGUUUUGAGAAUGAAUUUAUGAGUGAAGACCUCUUCGACUAUGACAAUCACUUGCGUUUCUUCAAGAUAAAUCGAAUGCUGCUGGAUUUCACGAAUCCGGAUAGGGACAACAAUGCCGAUCGGCUUAGAAUUGGAGUAUCGCAUGCCCCGCUGCUCAUUGGCGGUGGACCAUUGCUGAGGGCCAUCAUGAGUGACUUGGAUCCACAUAUCAUUUUCUCGGGACACUGGCACGAAUCCAGAAUAUUUAUUUACCCCUCCACCAAAGUGAUUAACUUCUAUGAAAACGCCGUGAGGCACUUCGAUCUGAAGGCCCUUAAAGAGCAGGAUCACAACUAUCUGGAGAUAAUGGUGCCCACAUGUUCGUAUCGUAUGGGAAAGUCUAAGAUAGGAUUGGGCUACGCGGUGUUGGAAAACUACAACUUGAGUUAUACAGUUCUGUGGCAACCGAAUCGCUUUAUCCUGCUCUUCACUUACGUCUUCUGGGGACUCUUUGUCAUCUGUGGCGCCGUAGUCUUCAAAAUGAUGACACGCUGUCCAUUCCGCGUGGCCAAACGACAGACGCUCUACAAUCGCGUCUCGACCAUACCACAAUUUUAGACUGCAUUUCCCAAAACUCAAGGACAAUAAGCCCAAGAUUCUCCAAAUUUGCUCGAAUAUAUGUACCACUCGAAAUGAGAUUGAAAUUGUAUUUAUAGACCAAUAUAUCGGUUUAGCCUAGUAUAGCCUUGUAUAUGGCCUAGUCCAAAAGUGAUGAUUUUAGUUUUGAGUCAAGAAAUAAAUGUAACCCAUGUCCUCCAUA